Camelus dromedarius (Arabian camel) is the source of this 1025-nucleotide messenger RNA. Its product is annotated as basic proline-rich protein-like. The transcript is spliced from 2 exons. Lineage: Eukaryota; Metazoa; Chordata; Mammalia; Artiodactyla; Camelidae. The record is from RefSeq and is a predicted model, not a curated record. Bases 127 to 726 code for a protein of 199 amino acids.
UGGCCGCGCGCUUGGGGUCCGCACCUGCUGGCGGCCCCGAGCCCCGUUAACUGCCACCGCUGUUGACCGGAGCCGCCAGUCGUCCUGGCGACUCCGUGGGCUGUCCCCGCGGGGCGGGAGGCCGCCAUGGCGACCCUGGAAAAGCUGGCGAAGGCCUUCGAGUCCCUCAAGUCCUUCCAGCGGCCGCCGCCUCAGCCCACUCAGCAGGUACCGCAGCCUCAGCCGGCACCGCAGCCUCAGCCACCGCCGCCGCCUCAGCCCCCUCAGCCAGCACCGCAGCCGCCGCCGCUUCAGCCGGUACCGCCGCCGCCUCAGCCCCCUCAGCCGGUACCGCAGCCUCAGCCGGCACCGCAGCCUCAACCGCCGCCGCCGCCUCAGCCACCUCAGCCGGCACCGCAGCCGCCGCCGCUUCAGCCGGUACCGCCGCCGCCUCAGCCCCCUCAGCCGGUACCGCCGCCGCCUCAGCCCCCUCAGCCGGCACCGCAGCCGCCGUCGCCUCAGCCGGCACCGCAGCCUCAACCGCCGCCGCCGCCUCAGCCCCCUCAGCCGGUACCGCCGCCGCCGCCGCCUCAGCCGGCACCGCAGCCUCAACCGCCGCCGCCUCAGCCCCCUCUGCCAGCACCGCAGCCGCCGCCGCUUCAGCCCCCUCAGCCGGCACCGCAGCCUCAACCGCCACCGCCGCCCGUCCACCGUGGGUCAGGAGCAGCUGCACAGACGGAAGGUUAAAAUGCAUGUUCAUAACAUCAAGAAAAUCACAAGCAUUUACGAUGUAAUCAGAACUACCUGAGGAUCUGUGAAACUUGGUGAGUUGGUGGAUUUUUUAAAAUGUCUUAAAACAUUUUGUUUUUACAAAGAUUACAGGAGUAAGAGAAGAUAAAUUUUAAUCAACUCUUAAUAUAUUUUUCCUGGUUGAUGUGAUAUAAUUAAAUGUGGGGGAAAAAGGUAAAUUCUACAAGGAGACACUACCUUGAUGGUUUUCUAUGGAGGAAACUCAAGCAGGAGGAAGUUUAAUUUAAAAACAUAAA